Molecule: messenger RNA, 711 nt
Organism: Helianthus annuus (common sunflower)
Lineage: Eukaryota; Viridiplantae; Streptophyta; Magnoliopsida; Asterales; Asteraceae
Exons: 1
Coding region: 1-711 (236 amino acids)
Source: RefSeq, a predicted model, not a curated record
AUGGAAAUUCUAUCUCGUCUCAUAUCCAACGCGAGUACCUCCGAAAUUUUUAAAUGGAUCAAUACGCCUAACGGAGGCCCGGUGGUCUCGCAUUUUCUUUAUGCGGAUGAUGCGUUAAUUCUGGGGGAAUGGAGCAAGGAGAAUAUUCAAACGAUUGCUAGAAUUUUGAGGAUUUUCCACAUAUGUUUAGGUUUAAAAAUUAACUUCCAUAAGUCGAAUCUGUUCGGGCUUGGGGUUAGCGAAGAAGAAACUGAAGGUUUAGCAUCUAUUUUGGGGUGUAGGACAGGUACGUUCCCGUUUAAGUAUCUUGGUAUUUCGGUGGGAGCUAACAUGAACAGGAUAAAUAAUUGGUACCCGGUGGUGGAUACCUUUCAAAAAAGACUUUCGUCUUGGAAGGCUUUAUCUUUUUCUAUCGGUGGUAGAGUUACAUUAAUUAAAGCGGUUUUGGAGAGCUUGCCUAUAUACUACCUCUCUACGUUCAAGGAACCUGUCAAAGUUGUGGAGAAACAUGAAUCGUUGAUGAAAAGGUUUCUUUGGGCUGGUAAUGAUUCAGUGAAGAAGAUGCAUUGGGUGUCUUGGGAUCGGGUGGCGCUUCCGAAAAACUUGGGGGGUUGGGCUUGUGUAAAUUCAAGUACAUUAAUUUUUCUCUCCUGUCUAAAUGGAUUUGGAGGUUCAAAGUUGAAGAAGAAAGCCUCUGGAAAUCGGUUAUAG